UCGAUCAUGCGCACAAGGCGGACACACACCACGCGUGUCUCUUUCAUCUAAGUCUGUGCUGCUCGCAUCUGAGUCUACAUCAGCGUCCUCUAUGUGAAUAUCUUGGCGUUUUUGAUCUUGGUGGUCUAGUUUUUCAUUGGAUGAUAAUUGAUUGUAGUUCUUCCGGGGAGGUCGCGAUUCUGUAAGCAAUUAGAAAACGAUCUUAGAAAAAGUACUGACUGUUAAUAAACAUCGGAAUAAGGAAUUGAUUUAUAUCAUAAUGGGUAAAGAGUCACCCAAAAUAGCUGUACUAGGUGCCGGAGUCGUGGGUUCCACAGUAGCAAAAAUAUUACAGGAACAAGUGAGAAAUGUUGACAUUACAAUCAUAGCUGAUAACUUUAGAGAGGAGACAGUGAGUGCGGUGGCCGCUGGCAUCUUCCGCCCGAGCACCAGUUUCCGAGGAGCGACGGCGGAAAUUACGAAACGAUGGAUCAACAACUCUUGGUACUUCUGGCAGGAUAUCCUCAAAUCGUCCGAAUCAGCUCAAGCUGGCGUCAUUUCAUUCGGUACUUAUAUCUUCUCGAAAGAAAAUUACCACAACACCAGAAAUCACCUGAUAGAAGACUUAGUUCCAAUCUACCGAGCUGUAGAUGAGAAUGAAUUGAAAAUUUGCGGGGAGGGUUGGAAAUACGGAUCAUACUUUAACACUGUGAAGAUAGGUUGUGAUAAUUAUUUGCCAUGGGUGGAGAGAUCUUUCGUCGCGAAUGGUGGAAAAGUAGUACAGAAAUACAUCAACAGUUUUUCGUCCCUUCCUGAAUACGAUUUAGUAUUUAACUGUACGGGCCUUGGAGCGAAGUAUCUGUGCAACGACCACGACUUAGUUCCAAUUCGGGGUCAAAUAUUCAAAGUUAAAGCUCCAUGGUUAAAGACUGCAUUUUACGGCGAUUACGAUACAUACAUAAUACCUGGUCAUGACGGGGUAGCCACUCUCGGUGGAGUGCGGCAGUACAACAGUUAUAACCGGGACGUGUGCAAGUAUGACGCUGCAGCGAUCAUGGAGAGGUGUGUUCAACUGUUGCCGGCGCUGAAGAAUGCCGAGGUAGUCGCUCAGAAAGUGGGACUGCGUCCACACAGAGUCCCGGUAAGAGUGGAGAGAGAAAUAAUAGACCGUGUUAAAGUCGUGCACUGUUACGGACACGGGGGAUACGGGGUAACGUGUGCUCCGGGCACGGCUAUUGAUGCCGUAAACAUUGGCUUAGAUCUGCUUAGAUCUAAUAGUAAAAGCAAAUUAUAAUUUUAGUAUUUAUAAUAUUAUGAUGAGAUGAUUAUGUGAUGCGUCAUUUUACUAUUGUGGUAUUUAGCGUCCUUACUUGUAUCGAUACUAAUAUUAAGAAUUAAAUAUGAAUAAAUUGCUGCAUUGUUAACGUGUUCAAAAAUAACUUUCCAUUUAUUUAAACUGUAAUUUUUUUAUUAAUUUCUUGUUCAUUUCAUAAAUUUAUUAUUAUUUCACUAGCAUGUCAAUUAAACUUUUGUUAAAAAUAAGACAUUGCUGAAAUGGAAGAGCGAAGCCACCUGGUACAGGUAUGAUUUGCCUAAAAGGUGACUCCGGCCACUAGUUGCUGUAACUUAAGUUUUUAAGAGAAAAAUAUUAUUAUCAUUAAAAAAAUAUUAAAGAGAGAA
Molecule: messenger RNA, 1659 nt
Organism: Leptidea sinapis
Lineage: Eukaryota; Metazoa; Arthropoda; Insecta; Lepidoptera; Pieridae
Gene: Daao1
Product: D-aspartate oxidase
Exons: 2
Coding region: 260-1273 (337 amino acids)
Molecular function (GO): D-amino-acid oxidase activity; FAD binding
Source: RefSeq, a predicted model, not a curated record